AUGGACCCUUUAGUCAUGCCCAUCAUAACGGGUAUCCUCAAGGUACUCGACGUGUUCAUGAAGGCGGGAAGCAGCGUCAAAGACAUCAAGCAUGCCAAAGCAGACCACGCGAGGCUCUCGAGCGAAGCCAGCCAGCUAUACGGACUACUCCUGGACCUGCAGUAUCGGGUGGAAGCAACAUCAGUCGAUGAUUCAUGUCUCAACAAGUUCAAGCUCCUAGCGCAGGAGAAUGGACCUAUUCAGCAGAUGCAGAAUUCACUCGAAGAAAUCCUGAAGCAGCUCCCAGGUCCAGGCAAGGGCGAACGCUUCAUUGCCAAAGUCAUGUGGCCCUGGAACAAGAAGGAUGCCGACGAAGUUCUGCAACGCAUCGAGCGCGUCAAGAGCAUUGUACAUUGCGCGAUCCUCGGAGACCUCACGGCGAUGGUGACAGUUGUCCACCAGAACAUCAACGACUUGACCGAGCAGGUGAAGACGCUUGAUCUCCGUACUGUCGAUCUAAAGUCGCGCUCAAUACAAGAUCAACAACACAAAAUCGCUCAGUGGCUUAAGAUCCCAGAUCCAUCGACCAACUAUUACAGUGCGCUACAGAAGCGGCAGCCGGGCACCGGUCUGUGGCUUCUGGAAGCAGAGCAAUUCGGACAGUGGCUGAGUGACACGACAUCGUUGAUGUGGCUGCAUGGAAUUCCCGGGUGUGGCAAAACCGUUCUGAGCGCCGCAGCUCUACAACAUCUGCUCCAGCUUCAAGAUGCAGAUCACGAGAUUGCUGUUGCGUACUUUUAUUUCGACUUCAACGACAACGCGAAACAGCGCACCGACAAGAUGGUCCGAUCCAUUCUUCAUCAGGUAGCGAGUCGAACGGCAGCCGGCCGACAGGCGAUGGAGGCUGUUUACGAGCGUUGUGACAACGGCCAGCGACAACCUUCUUCGACCACAAUUUGGGAGCUUUUGCAAGACAUCCUUAGCGCUGCAAGUUCGGCGUACAUCGUGUUGGAUGCGCUGGAUGAAUGCACUGACCUUGAAGCACUGAUGGAUCACCUCACGAGUCUCGCCCGGAAACAAAUUAGUGGAUUGCGGAUAUUGGCGACGAGUCGCCGAGAGAAAGAGAUCGAAGAGGCAAUAUCUUCAAUCCCUCAUGUUGACGUUGGCAUACACAGCGCGAUCGUGGAUGUGGACAUCAACACAUAUAUCGAGGUCCGACUGAAUCAGGAUCCCAAGAUGCAGAAGUGGUCCGGCCGUAAGGACGAGAUCUCGGAGCAUUUGAUGGCCAAGGCAGAUGGAAUGUUCUAUUGGGUGCACUGUCAAUUGGAAACGAUUCGUCGAUGUGUGAUGCCGCCGGAAUUGCAGAAAGCGUUGGAGAGCCUGCCUACAACACUGGACGAAACAUACGAUCGAAUCCUUGAGCAGCUGGACUCACAAGGAUAUCUUCUGCAUGCGCUGACAGUACUUCAGUGGCUGUGCUACUCAGUGCGCCCUCUGUCGUUACCGCAGAUCGUGGAAAUACUCGCGAUUGACGUUGCGGAUGGAGCAGGAUUUCUACCGGAAAAUCGUUUACCAGAACCAGAAAGUAUCAGGACGAUAUGUUCUAGCUUGAUUGAUAUCUACGUCGCAGACAGAAAUGACCAGGAGCAUAGGCCAUGGACUACAAUGGUUCGACUGUCGCAUAAUUCUGUCAAGGAGUAUCUGAAGUCCGAACGGUGUGGUUACAAAGCCAGCUUCGCUCCGCGUAUUUCCCACGAAAUCAUCGCCAAAGCAUCCCUACACUAUCUCUUAUACCUGGCGGACCAAGGUCACACCACAAAGACACAAGCAACCGUGAGGUAUCCGCUGGCACGGCGCGUCGCUGAGCAGUGGUGGGAACAUGCUCAUAACGUGGGUCGAGAUCUUGAUCAGAAGAUCGUUAAUCUUGUGCUGCGGCUCAUGUCCGACGACAAUGCUGGCCUGAAAUUCUGCAUUCGACUGCACAAUCCCGACAUUGGCGUCUGGGCACUACACCAAUCGGCCUUUCGGUGUUGUUAUGCACCACUCCUAUAUUAUGCAGCUAUGUUUGGGUUGUCAGAAGUGGUUAGCACGAUACUUGAAAAUGGCAGCGAGGUGACUGAUGAGGAAGGCAGUCUGGACACGGCGCUGUUAUCUGCGACGGGCGGAGGACAUGCCACCGUGGUGCAGAUGCUUCUGGAUCAUGGCGCAAAUGUUAAUGCCCCUGCGAGAAAUGGAAGCACAUGUCCUAUUGCGGUAGACAUGGAUUCGUUUACAGCAAAGUACAACGUUCCUACACAACAGGAAUUGAUGCAAGGACGGCAAGGCUGGACUGCACUCAUUCUGGCAUCAGAGCUUGGGCGCGAGGCAGUGGUGAAAGUGUUGCUGGACAGGAACGAUAUCGACGUCGACGCCCGGAGAGAGGACGGUGUCACCGCCCUGCAUGCAGCAUCGGAGAGGAAGCGCAAGGAGGUGGUGCGAAUGCUGCUGAACAAGGGUGCCAACGUCGACAUCGCAGGAGGCCCAUACAAAACCACCGCAUUACAUGAAGCGUGCCAGAACGGCUGUAAUGAGGUGGUGCAAAUGCUCAUAGCUAGAGGCGCUAGUGCGGACAUCGAACGAGGCCGAGGCCACUGGGAAAUAAGUGAUCCGUUCUCAAGAGCAGGCAUAGCGAAAAGUCCGUUGUGGGCUGCCGUGAAGUACCGCAGUGUGGAGAUGGUGAAGUCCAUGCUCGAAGGAAGUGCAAAGAUUGACUUUAACGGACGUUCCUACCGCAGUGCACUUCAGGAAGCGUCAGGCGCAUAUGGAGACGGAGUGAUUCUGCAGAUGCUACUCGAUAGGGACGCGCAGGCGGAACUUGCUGAAGAGUCCCUCAACGAAGCAUUAUACGAGGCUGCGCGCUGGAGUCAGAAGAAGGUGGCGCAGAUGCUUCUCGAUAGGAUUGCGAAAAUCGGUGUCACACGACGUGCUCACCGCACCGCUUUGCAAGGAGCAUCAAGUGGUGGUUCGAUGGAGCUGGUGCAGGUGCUACUGGACAAGUAUGGUGACACCAGCUUUACCGACGAGCUCACAUUGGCAACAGCGCUGGUGUUGGCAUCAAUGAAUGGUUGCCUCGAAGUGGUCGAGUUGCUGUCGAACAAAGUUGCAGACAUCAACGCUGUCGUAGGAGACUGCUUUCUUGGUGAGCGCUCCGCCGAGGACGACGAGCAGCCCAAUCCCGGCACUGCGCUGCAGGUAGCAUCCUACAACGGUCGCUCGGCAGUGGUACAGAUUCUCCUAGAUCACGGUGCAGACAUCGAUCGCACAGGAAGCCCAGUCGGCCAUCCUGAAACAGCACUCUCGCUGGCAGUCAAGGCGCGCCGUAAGGACGUCGUCACGCUUCUGCUGGACAAGGGUGCGGAUGCCAGCCUUAUAAGCGACAGUGCAGCCGCACUGCGAUAUGCAUCCGGGACAGGUCGCGAGACGAUGGUGCGAAUGCUGCUCGACAAGGGCACAGAUGUGCACGCUUUCGGAGAGGGUGGAACUGCGCUGCAGGGUGCUGCAUAUCGAGGCCACGCAAAGGUGGUGGAGAUCUUGCUUGACGAAGGUGUGGAUGUCAAUGUGGUAGGGAAUAACCGGCCCCGCCAUGAAACCGCGCUGCAGCUAGCAUCGUGGGGAGGUCACGGAGCGAUCGUGCGCAUGCUACUGAACAAGAGAGCGGACGUCAAUGCUGCAGAUCGUACUGGUCAAACUGCGCUUCAUGACGCAUCGAACAAGGGCCACGUGGCAAUUGUGCGGAUGCUGUUGGAGAAUGGCGCGAACGUCAAUGCUGCAGAUCGCACUGGUCGGACUGCGCUACAUGACGCAUCGAACGAGAGCCACGAGGCGAUUGUGCGGAUGCUGGUGGAGAAUGGCGCGAACGUCAAUGCUGCAGAUCGCACUGGUCGAACUGCGCUUCAUGACGCAUCGAACAAGGGCCACGAGACGAUUGUGCAGAUGCUGGUGGAGAAUGGCGCGAACGUCAAUGCUGUGGAUAUGCAUGGCCGCUCUGCGCUGCAUUGGGCAUCGAAGGGAGGCCACAAGAGCGUCAUGCGAGUGCUGCGGGAGGCUGGCGCAGUUGGGCUCCCUGCCAGAGGCAUGAAUGUUGAGCGCACGUCGGAGUCAACAGACGUGCAAUCGACAACAUCGGGAGAUGCCGCAGAGCAUCUCCUGGCGCGGUCAUCGAAGGAGAAUGCUCUGGAGGGAGAACAAGUUGGGCAAGAGCUCGCGCAGAGUUUUGAAGAGAAUUCGACAACAGACUAG
Messenger RNA from Cyphellophora attinorum, 4257 nucleotides. Its product is annotated as Ankyrin-3. The record is from RefSeq and is a predicted model, not a curated record. The transcript has 7 exons. Gene Ontology annotation, molecular function: protein binding. Bases 1 to 4257 code for a protein of 1418 amino acids. NCBI's taxonomy places the organism in Eukaryota, Fungi, Ascomycota, Eurotiomycetes, Chaetothyriales, Cyphellophoraceae.